This is a messenger RNA of Tachysurus vachellii, 2172 nucleotides long. RefSeq names its product leucine rich repeat and Ig domain containing 4a (gene lingo4a). The transcript is spliced from 2 exons. Lineage: Eukaryota; Metazoa; Chordata; Actinopteri; Siluriformes; Bagridae. The record is from RefSeq and is a predicted model, not a curated record. The coding region runs from base 81 to 1925 and encodes 614 amino acids. Gene Ontology annotation, molecular function: protein binding.
AGUGUCUUGAGUUUUGCACGAGUGGUUUACAGGGACAAUUUUUCAAGACAGUCGAUGCUUAUUCUUGGGUGGAACUCCAGAUGUUUGGGGAAGCUGCUGAUUUGUGGAUGGUGUUUUGGUGGGUGGCACAACUGUGCAUAGUAGGUGUGUCAGUAGAAGGAAUCCCACCUUGGGCAUGCCCUCAGAAUUGUGAGUGCUUACAUGAGCUUCUCACGGUCAACUGCUCCUCGUGUCACUUAAACUCUGUACCGGAGAGUAUCCACAAGAACACAAAAUACCUCGGUCUGGCCAAUAAUCAGCUGAAUACACUUAGAAAACAUCAGUUCUCUGAGCUGGAACAGCUUGAGGAAUUGGAUUUGAGUGAAAACAUGCUGACAGUGAUUGAAGUGCAAGCAUUCUCUGGCCUGCAAAACCUUCUCAUUCUGAGGAUUGCCCGAAAUCGUCUGAAGAUCAUUCUGGUCGGAGUGUUCUCUGGACUUCAGAGUCUCCGUCUGCUGGACAUUAGUAAGAAUGAAAUCCUUGUCUUUCUCAAUGACAUGUUUUAUGAGAUGCCAUCUCUACAGAAGUUGGCAGUGAAUGAGAAUGAUCUUGUGUUCAUCUCAAACCAUGCCUUCAGUGGCCUACUAUACCUUCAGGAACUUAACCUGGAUGGCUAUAACCUUACUUCAGUUCCAACUGAGGCACUGUCACAGCUUCCCAGGCUAGUGAGGCUGCAUUUCUGUCACACUGGUCUCACAGUGCUACCCAACAAUUCAUUUAGACAGCUGACUCAGCUCAGGGAGCUGACAUUGUCCCACUGGAAUAGACUGGAUACACUCUUACCUAAUAGCUUAAUUGGACUCAACCUUACUUCUCUGACACUCAGCAACUGUAACCUGAGCGCUGUUCCAUAUACGUCUUUGCGCCAUCUGGCCUAUCUGCUAUACUUGGACCUGUCUUACAACCCUAUCACCUCCAUCCAGCCAAAUUUGCUCAGAGACCUUCUACAGCUCCAAGAGUUCCAUUUGGUUGGCGGGAAUCUCCAGAGGGUGGAACCGGGUGCUUUCCGUGGCCUUGUCCACAUUCGGCUAUUCAAUGUAUCAUUGAAUCAACUGUCAACACUGGUAGAGACUGUGUUCCAAUCAGUACAGACUCUUCAGGUGCUUCGGCUGGAUGGGAACCCACUUGCUUGUGACUGCCGACUAUUUUGGGUCCUGCAGCGUCAUAUGCAUCUACUUACUGAUGGACAGCCUCCUAUCUGUACCACACCUGUACAGGUGCAGGGUAGAGCAUUCCAGGAGUUCACAGAAUCUGAGCUUCCAGUGUUGUUUAUUUGUAGACAGGCACAUAUUCUAAAUCGUGAGAAACAGGAGGUGCAUGUAGACGAAGGUCAAACAGUCCUGUUCCUUUGCCAAGUAGAUGGAGACCCUUCCCCCUCUAUCAUCUGGGUCAGCCCUCAGCGGACACUAGUGCCCACCACAGGUCGGAUCCGUGUGCUGUCCAAUGGAACCCUUGAGGUGCGUUAUGUACAACUACAAGACAGUGGCGUCUAUUACUGCUUUGCAUCCAAUGUAGCAGGGAAUGACAGUAUAUUUGUCAGUCUGUGGGUGCGAAGAUUUGUGACUUCCUUAUCUCGGAACCGCUCUGCCCACUUCUUUCUUGAUGGAUGGAGCUUUACAUCUAACAAUCCACCAGUAAACAGCUCAUACGAUGCCCAGCCUUUUCCGUUUGACUUGAAGACACUGCUGGUGGCAGUAACAAUAGGCUUACUGUCAUUCCUGAGUUCUGUGGCAGUUUGCUUUAUAUUUAUGUUUUUCUGGAGUCAGAGCAGAGGACAGAUCAAACACACAGCCACAAUUGACUUUGUACCUCACAGUACAGGAGCAGGAUCAGGGGGAGGACGGACCAGGAUGGAGACUGGCAGGUUUACCAUGAAGCUCAUUUGAUGCCUGAUGCUAGAACAAAAGUGCCUGAUGAAGUGUAAAAGAGAUGCAAAAAAAAAAGUUGAUAUAAAUGCAACAAGCCAUAUAAAAACGUGGUCUUCACAUGUUGGAUGGAUAUAAUAAUGAUCAAGGAUGUAUGAGCAAAUGCAUGAAGUUUGGUUUUAACCUCUGCUUUUUUUUUUUUUGAAAAGCAUGGUCCCCCACCUGCACUGCAAAAGCUCUGAAAAUGACAGCCGUGUAAGAAAAAAGA